UCGCCCCGGCGGCCGCGAGCAGGGGUGGGCGCGCUUUCUCGGGCUCGGAGGCGAGGUCUCCCCGAACGCGGGGCUCCCGUCCCCACUCCCGGCCCCUCUGCCCUCCCCACCUCUCGCCAUGACGGCGUCUCCGGAUUACUUGGUGGUGCUCUUCGGGAUCACUGCUGGGGCCACGGGGGCCAAGCUGGGCUCGGACGAGAAGGAGCUGAUCCUGCUGCUCUGGAAAGUCGUGGAUCUGGCCAACAAGAAGUUUAACCAGUCGGUGAGCAAUGAACUGAAUAUUGGGGUGGGGACUUCCUUUUGCCUGUGCACCGACGGCCAGCUGCACAUCCGGCAAAUCCUGCAUCCUGAGGCUUCCAAGAAGAAUGUAUUGCUACCUGAAUGCUUCUAUUCCUUUUUUGAUCUUCGAAAAGAAUUCAAGAAAUGUUGCCCCGGAUCGCCUGACAUUGACAAGCUGGACGUUGCAGCAAUGACAGAGUGUUUAAACUUUGAGAAGAGUGGUUCAGACUCUCGAUAUGGAGCCUCCCAAGUUGAGGAGAUGGGGAAUAUAAUUUUAGCGAUGAUAUCGGAGCCUUACAAUCACAGGUUUUCAGACCCAGAGAGGGUAAACUACAAGUUUGAAAGUGGCACUUGCAGCAAGAUGGAACUUAUCGAUGAUAACACAGUGGUGAGGGCGCGGGGUUUGCCGUGGCAGUCUUCGGACCAGGACGUUGCGAGAUUCUUCAAAGGACUCAAUAUUGCCAAGGGUGGCGCAGCACUUUGUCUGAAUGCUCAGGGUCGGAGGAAUGGAGAGGCUCUGGUGAGGUUUGUGAGUGAGGAGCACAGGGACCUGGCCCUGCAGAGGCACAAACAUCACAUGGGCACCCGGUACAUUGAGGUUUAUAAAGCCACUGGUGAAGAUUUUCUCAAAAUUGCUGGUGGUACCUCCAAUGAAGUAGCCCAGUUUCUGUCCAAGGAGAAUCAGGUCAUUGUGCGCAUGCGCGGGCUUCCUUUCACGGCCACAGCUGAAGAAGUGGUGGCCUUCUUUGGACAGCACUGCCCCAUCACUGGGGGGAAGGAAGGCAUCUUGUUCGUCACCUACCCGGAUGGCAGGCCGACGGGAGACGCGUUUGUCCUCUUCGCUUGUGAGGAAUAUGCACAGAACGCCCUGAGGAAGCACAAAGACUUGUUGGGUAAAAGGUACAUCGAACUCUUCAGGAGCACCGCCGCUGAAGUUCAGCAGGUGCUGAAUCGGUUCUCCUCAGCCCCCCUCAUUCCACUCCCAAACCCACCCAUUAUUCCAGUACUACCUCAGCAAUUUGUCCCCCCAACAAAUGUUAGAGACUGUAUCCGCCUUCGAGGGCUUCCCUAUGCAGCCACAAUAGAAGACAUCCUGGACUUCCUGGGGGAAUUCUCCACGGACAUCCGUACGCACGGGGUUCACAUGGUACUGAAUCACCAGGGCCGCCCAUCAGGAGAUGCCUUUAUCCAGAUGAAGUCUGCGGACAGGGCAUUUAUGGCUGCACAGAAGUGUCAUAAAAAAACCAUGAAGGACAGAUAUGUGGAAGUCUUUCAGUGUUCAGCUGAGGAGAUGAACUUUGUGUUAAUGGGGGGCACUUUAAAUCGAAAUGGCUUAUCCCCACCGCCAUGCCUGUCUCCUCCCUCCUACACAUUCCCAGCUCCAGCAGCUGUUAUUCCUACGGAAGCUGCCAUUUAUCAGCCCUCUGUGCUUUUGAAUCCACGGGCGCUGCCACCUUCCACAGCCUACUACCCGGCCGGCACUCAGCUCUUCAUGAAUUACACAGCCUACUAUCCCAGCCCCCCAGGUUCGCCUAAUAGUCUUGGCUACUUCCCUACAGCUGCUAACCUUAGCAGUGUCCCUCCACAGCCUGGCACGGUGGUCAGAAUGCAGGGCUUGGCCUACAAUACUGGAGUUAAGGAAAUUCUUAACUUCUUCCAAGGUUACCAGUAUGCAACCGAGGAAGGACUUGCUCACACAAAUGACCAGGCCAGGACUCUACCCAAAGAAUGGGUUUGUAUUUAAGGGCCCCAGCAGUUAGACCAUCCUCAGAAAAGAAGUGUUUGAAAGAUGCAUGGUGAUCCCGAAGCCAUCCGACAAGAAAAUUAGCAACUUCAAAGGAAGUUUGUCUACACUCAGGCUGCAGUAUUUUAAGCAAACAUGAUUCGACAGUGGACCUGUGCCUUAUCUUUUGGUGGAGUGAAAAAUUUGAGCCAGUGAAGCCAAAUCCUUUCAGCAAACAGCAUGCAGCGUACCUGGCUCCUUGCUGAUUAUGAACAGGCAUUUAAAAUGUGAAUUUGAAAUCAGAUGUCUCUAUUACUUCCAGCUAAAGUGGCAUCAUUGACGUUUCCUAAAUUUAAAAAGUCCCGGAUUAAAGAAUUCACUAGUGUCUACUGUCUCCACCAUGAAGGCUAUUGAGGAAGCUCCAUUUGUGUACUUCUGUUCCUUUGCCUCCAUCUCCCCUCUUCUGCGUGGUCAUGUCCUCUUGCUAAGCAAUUCAAGCAUUAGGCCUUGGACUACUUAAAUCACAAUUUCAAAAGAGAAAGAAAAGAGCGGGCAUGGUGACAUGUGCCUAUAAUCCCAGCA
Messenger RNA from Fukomys damarensis (Damara mole-rat), 2584 nucleotides. It is a transcript of the gene Esrp1, whose product is annotated as epithelial splicing regulatory protein 1. Gene Ontology annotation, biological process: regulation of RNA splicing. Gene Ontology annotation, cellular component: ribonucleoprotein complex; nucleoplasm. Bases 119 to 2023 code for a protein of 634 amino acids. The record is from RefSeq and is a predicted model, not a curated record. Lineage: Eukaryota; Metazoa; Chordata; Mammalia; Rodentia; Bathyergidae. Gene Ontology annotation, molecular function: mRNA binding. The transcript has 15 exons.